UCCUCUAGCACAAGCUGUCUUUCCCUUCAUUCUAACACCGUGACGCCUCUUUCUCACUCCGCGUCUUUACGCAUUUGUCCGCCGCGCGGCCGUUCGGCUGUUUGGUUUUCCAGUCAGUCGAUUAUUUGCAGCGUUGUGCGCUUCCGCCGUUGAUCGUGACCUUACGUGCUUCGGACAAACAUCCAGCUCCUUCGGUUGACCUGACCAACACGUCUCCUCGCUCGUGAUGUACGCCUGUGCUAAGUUCGUCUCCACGCCCUCUCUGAUCCGUGCUGGAUCCCGGGCUCUGUACAGACCUCUCUCUGCAGCCGUAGUGUCAGAUGGCAGGAAAUCAGAUACUGCUUCCCUCCUGGCACCACAGAGCAGCGUAGCCUCUGGACAGCAGCUGGCAGUACGAGGAUUUCAAACCAGCGCCGUGAGCCGUGACAUCGACACCGCUGCCAAGUUCAUCGGCGCCGGAGCUGCCACCGUGGGAGUGGCUGGGUCCGGAGCUGGGAUUGGAACCGUGUUCGGCAGCCUCAUUAUCGGAUAUGCAAGAAACCCAUCUCUGAAGCAGCAGCUCUUCUCUUACGCCAUUCUGGGAUUCGCUCUGUCUGAAGCCAUGGGUCUCUUCUGUCUGAUGGUGGCGUUCCUCAUCCUGUUCGCCAUGUAACCUGGUCGAGCGUCUGCCGUGAAAGAACACACCACAAUGUGAAUGAGAAUUAGCCGGAGGUUCACUUCAGCCUCCUUUGUUGCUUGUCCUUGUUGAUUCGUGGUUUGUGAUCGAUAAUGAAUCCACCAUGUACGGAACUCUAAUGAACCCAGAUCACUUUAAUGAGGGUUUGUCAAAAAUAUUGUAUAUUUACUCUAAAGUUUUUGUUAACAACAAACACGCAACGAUGAACAUCAGUAAAGCUUUUAAUUCCUCAG
Molecule: messenger RNA, 909 nt
Organism: Salarias fasciatus (jewelled blenny)
Lineage: Eukaryota; Metazoa; Chordata; Actinopteri; Blenniiformes; Blenniidae
Product: ATP synthase F(0) complex subunit C3, mitochondrial-like
Exons: 5
Coding region: 227-652 (141 amino acids)
Biological process (GO): proton motive force-driven ATP synthesis; proton transmembrane transport
Molecular function (GO): proton transmembrane transporter activity
Source: RefSeq, a predicted model, not a curated record